This is a messenger RNA of Cicer arietinum (chickpea), 1657 nucleotides long. RefSeq lists its product as uncharacterized. NCBI's taxonomy places the organism in Eukaryota, Viridiplantae, Streptophyta, Magnoliopsida, Fabales, Fabaceae. The record is from RefSeq and is a predicted model, not a curated record.
UAAUAAUAUGUAAGUUGGAGCGUAUCUUUCCACCUGCAUUUUUUGACUCUAUGGAGCAUUUACCGAUUCAUUUGCCUUUUGAAGCUAAGUUGGGCGGGCUAGUUCAAUAUCGUUGGAUGUAUCCAUUUGAAAGGUUUAUAAAUAAAAUUAAAAAAACCAUAAAAAACAAAAAAAUGUGGAAGGAUGUAUUUGUGAAGCAUAUUUGGUGCAAGAGACAACCUAUUUCAGUUCCCAUUAUUUUGUGCCUCUUGCUCAAUAUGCAAGUACAGUUGGCCUAAAUAAGAGGACUCAUCAAGACCAUGUGAUACAAACUUUGUCUAUCUUUGAAAAUUUACAUGGCGAAACAAGUGGAAAAUGCAGUGAUAGGUGGCUUAACGAUAAAGAAUUGGCGGCUGCCCAAUUGCAUGUUCUCUUAAAUUGCAUUGAGGUUAAGCAAUUCAUUGAGUAAGUAUUAAUAUAUUAAAUAUAUCUCCAUUAUUCAACGAACAACAACAUCUAAUUUUUUUAAAAUAUCAUGUAUAGGAUGUAUGUACAAAGUUUGAAAAGUAUAUAUGGAGAUCUCAAUGACAAUGUCAUUGAUACACAAAUAGAAGUUGACUUUCCGCGAUGGUUUCAAGAAUAUGUGACAAAGAAUCACAAACUUAGGAUGCAAAACCCUGACUUGUAUGACUUGGCAAGAGGACCCUUGAGACUAGCAAAGUCAUGGCCUAUUUAUCAUGUGAAUGGAUACCAAUUCAACACAACUUCUUGGGGUGAAGGCAAAAUAACAUAUAAUAGUGGAGUAUGUGUUAAGGGAAUUGGUCAAGGUGAAACCUCAAGUGAUUAUUAUGGUGUUGUUUCCGAGAUUCUAGAAUUUGAAUGGCGAAGUCAAGCAACACGAAAGCUAAUUUUAUUUUACUGUGAUUGGUUCGACCCUUCAAGUCGUGGAAUGAGGAUACAUAAUCAAUACAAGAUUGUAGAAGUACGAAAAGGGAGAAAAUACGGUAAAUUUGAUCCUUUUAUUUUUCCAAAAUCUGCAACUCAAGUUUACUAUUCACCUUAUCCUGGGCGCCAAAAAGUUGAUUGGUUGGUAGUUAUGAAGACAAAGCCGAGAGGGGUUGUUGAUGAUAGACAUACUUUAGAAGUUGCUUUUCAAGUGCAAGAAUCAGAAGUUAAUGCAACAAUUGAAGAUGACCCAAUUGAUAACUUACAAGAUGAUUCAGUUUAUGGUGAAGAAGUUGAUUUGCAUAUGAUGCAAGAUGAUGAGGAUGAAGAAGAGGAUGAAGAAGAUGAUUUCAGUGACGAUGGUGAAGAUGACGAUCAAGAGGAUGAUGAUUCUAUUGAAUAGUAUUUGUUAGCUCUUUAUUGAUAAUGUGUUUGAUUUAACAUACGUAGUAUUCAAAAAGGAAUUGGUAGAUUUAACAAAAGAUUCUUAACCAAACUGUUGUAAUCAACAAUUGCUUGUCUAUUUUUCUCAAUACUUUGAACUUUAUUCAUUUGUGCUAAUGAUCUUCCAAGUUGGUCACCACUUGGUGUUUGAACUAAAUGCCAGAAAUGACCAUAUUCUAAUGAAAAUGCAGCUAGUGCAACUAUUGCUUUUCCAUCCCAUGUAUAGGAUUUUAGCUGUUCUAGUAUUGACAUUGUUGUAAUGUGUGCAUGGUGCUCGCCUCGAGCCGUG